AUGGAAACAGGACCAGCUAUCAUUGAUGUUGCAAGAUUUCUUGCCAACCCAGAAUCUGCUGAAGCUUUGGAAGAUUGCAAAAACUUGGUAAAGACUCUUCAAGAGACAUCAUGUCUCGUCAUCAAAUCACCAUUGGUUGAUGAAGCUCAAAACUCAGAAUUUUUAGAUAUGAUGGAACAAUAUUAUGAACAACCAACUGAAGUAUUGAUGAAAGAUGUUCAUCCAGAAUGGUCAUAUCAAUUGGGAGCUACACCAGAGUUUACUGAAGAGCCACGUGAUCACAGUGAGGUCAUCAAGGCAUUGAAGCCACAAUAUGCUGCCCAUGCCCCAAGAGGUGCCGACCCAAAGUGGAGAUUCUUUUGGCGUAUUGGAGAGCGUCCAGCCGAAACUGAGUUCCCAGAACUGAACUGUCCACCAGUUAUCCCUGAAAAGUUCCCACACUGGAAGAACGUCAUGGACACUUGGGGCAGCAAGAUGUUGUCAUCGAUCGAGACUGUCGCCGAGAUGGUUGCCACUGGUUACGGAUUGCCACGUGACACUAUCACCAAGAUGAUGAAGAACGGUCCACAUCUCCUCGCCCCAACCGGCUCUGAUCUCAAGCGUUUCGGUAACCUCGACCAAAUCUUUGCAGGUUUCCACUAUGACUUUAACUUGCUCACCAUUCACGGCAAGUCGCGUUACCCAGGUCUCUACAUCUGGUUGCGUGACGGUACCCGUGUUCUCGUCAAGGUGCCAGCUGGCUGCUUGUUGUUACAAGCCGGCAAGCAACUCGAAUGGGUUACCGGUGGUGACAUUCUCGCCGGCUUCCACGAAGUCGUCGUCACAAAGGAGACUGUCGACGCUGUCGAACGUGCCAAGGCUGAAGGUCGUUCCCUCUGGCGUAUCUCUUCCACCCUCUUUGGUCACGUUGCCUCGGACCAAUACCUCCGUCCACUCCCACCCUUUGAAAACCAAGAAACCCUCAACAAGUACCCAGUCAAACUUGCCGGUAAACAAUCAGAAGAAGAACUUCAAAUGAUUGCUCUUCAAAAGAAACAAGAAUAA
Molecule: messenger RNA, 1044 nt
Organism: Cavenderia fasciculata
Lineage: Eukaryota; Evosea; Eumycetozoa; Acytosteliales; Cavenderiaceae
Exons: 2
Coding region: 1-1044 (347 amino acids)
Source: RefSeq, a predicted model, not a curated record